UUCUAUUCAGUUUGUUCUCGCGCGUUCGUCGCGCUAAACGUGUGCAGUGAUCUCACUUUGGCGCUCAAAACUCGAUAACUGGAAAAGGAUCAAAAUAAACCACCAGGAUGGGGGCGAUGUUCCGGAGCGAAGAGAUGGCGCUCUGCCAGCUCUUCAUACAACCUGAGGCAGCGUACACCUCAGUCUCGGAGCUCGGCGAAACUGGCACAGUCCAGUUCAGAGAUUUAAAUCCUGACGUAAAUGCGUUCCAACGCAAGUUCGUUAACGAGGUGCGUAGGUGCGAUGAGAUGGAACGUAAGCUGCGGUACAUCGAAGCAGAGGUUCACAAGGACAAAGUGCAUGUUCCACCAGUCAAGGACAUGCCUCGCGCCCCCAAUCCCAGGGAAAUCAUCGAUCUUGAGGCGCAUUUGGAAAAGACAGAAAAUGAAAUUCUUGAACUUUCGCACAAUGCCAUCAACCUGAAACAGAAUUAUCUGGAGUUGACGGAGUUGAAACACGUUCUAGAGAAAACCGAAGCUUUCUUCUCUGCUCAAGAAGAAAUAGGAAUGGAUUCACUUACAAAAUCUCUGAUAUCCGACGAGGCCGGCCAGCAAGCGGCUACUCGCGGCCGCCUUGGUUUUGUCGCUGGCGUUGUACAGCGCGAGCGCGUGCCUGCUUUCGAAAGGAUGUUGUGGCGCAUCUCGAGAGGAAACGUCUUCCUCCGUCGCUCCGAGCUAGAUAAACCUCUUGAGGACCCCAAUACGGGCAACGAGAUCUACAAAACAGUAUUCGUUGCUUUCUUCCAAGGAGAACAGCUUAAGUCUCGCAUCAAGAAAGUAUGCUCUGGUUUCCACGCAUCAUUGUAUCCUUGUCCACCAUCCAAUUCGGAGCGAUUGGAUAUGGUGAAAGGAGUCAGAACUCGUCUUGAGGAUCUAAAUAUGGUGCUGAACCAAACACGUGAUCACAGACAACGCGUACUCGUUAGUGUGGCCAAGGAACUCGGUAGCUGGUCAAUCAUGGUUCGCAAGAUGAAGGCAAUUUACCAUACUCUGAACCUGUUCAAUAUGGACGUCACGAAGAAGUGUCUCAUUGGAGAAUGUUGGGUACCAACUGCUGAUCUACCCAACGUGCAAAAGGCUUUAGCUGAUGGAUCUAAUGCAUGCGGCAGUUCUAUCCCAUCUUUCCUGAACUGCAUUGAAGCCGACGAAGAGCCACCAACAUUCAAUCGCACCAACCGUUUUACUCGUGGUUUCCAGAACCUUAUCGAUGCAUAUGGUGUUGCCUCUUACAGGGAAUGUAAUCCAGCACUUUACACAACAAUUACUUUCCCAUUCCUCUUUGCCGUGAUGUUCGGUGAUUUGGGCCACGGUUUUAUCAUGGCGUUGUUUGGUGCUUGGAUGGUUAUUAAAGAAGUUUCGCUCGCUGCAAAGAAAUCGAACAAUGAAAUUUGGAACAUUUUCUUCGCUGGUCGUUACAUCAUCUUACUCAUGGGCUGCUUCUCAAUGUACACCGGUAUCGUUUACAACGAUAUAUUCUCGAAGUCGAUGAACAUCUUUGGUACCUCUUGGGUUGUUCCGUACGAUAACGAAACGCUUGAAUCGAAUGCGGCUCUGUCUUUAGAUCCUAAAGAUUCAUACAUCGACCAGCCUUAUUUUAUCGGUAUUGAUCCUAUUUGGCAGACUGCUGACAACAAGAUUAUUUUCUUGAACUCUUACAAAAUGAAACUAUCAAUUAUCUUUGGCGUCGUACACAUGAUUUUCGGUGUCUGCAUGAGCGUCGUUAACUUCAAUUUCUUCAAGCGUCGCUACUCCAUCUUCCUCGAGUUUAUCCCACAAGUAGUGUUCCUGUGUCUUCUCUUCUUGUACAUGGUUUUCAUGAUGUUCUACAAAUGGGUUGCUUACAGUACUUUUUCAGAGGACAUCGCCUAUUCUCAAGGAUGCGCACCUUCCGUCCUUAUUCUUUUCAUUAACAUGAUGUUGUUCUCAAGCACUGAGGCUGAGGGUGGUUGCAAGGAGUUCAUGUUCGAAGGCCAAGGCACCAUUCAACGCGUUUUUGUACUUAUCGCCCUUUGUUGCAUCCCUGUCAUGUUGUUCGGAAAGCCGCUGUAUUUACUAAUGGCUAAGAAGAAGAAGGACAACAAGCCCACACAAUCCAAUGGAAACGUAAACCAGGGCAUUGAAAUGCAGGAACAAACAGAUAUUAGCGAACCGCCGAAGGCAAAAGCUAAAUCGUCAGACCAUGACCAUGACGACGAGCCAUUCAGCGAGAUUAUGAUCCAUCAAGCUAUCCACACCAUAGAAUAUGUUCUCAGUACCAUUUCCCACACAGCUUCCUACCUACGUUUGUGGGCCCUGUCACUAGCGCACGCAGAAUUAUCCGAAGUACUGUGGAGUAUGGUGCUCAGGUUCGGACUGACGGACCACAAUUAUGUGGGGGCUAUCAAGCUUUACGUGGCGUUCUUCUUCUGGUCACUGUUCACACUCGCCAUCCUGGUCAUGAUGGAAGGACUUUCGGCCUUCUUGCACACACUGCGUUUGCACUGGGUCGAGUUCAUGAGCAAAUUCUACGCUGGUCUGGGUUACGUCUUCCAGCCAUUCUGCUUCAAGACUAUUCUCGAACAAGAAGAAAAUGAAGAUUAAAGUUUCAGAAACAAAAAAAAAAAAAAAUCAAAUGAUGUAGUUUAGAUUGCAACAGUAUUCGCAUACAUUUUGUUUGCAAAUAGGUGCAAAGGUCACAAUGCAUAGAUGUUAAAUAAAGUAUUUUUGCGUUUAA
This is a messenger RNA of Melitaea cinxia (Glanville fritillary), 2751 nucleotides long. RefSeq names its product V-type proton ATPase 116 kDa subunit a1 (gene Vha100-2). NCBI's taxonomy places the organism in Eukaryota, Metazoa, Arthropoda, Insecta, Lepidoptera, Nymphalidae. The transcript has 15 exons. Gene Ontology annotation, cellular component: vacuolar proton-transporting V-type ATPase, V0 domain; vacuolar proton-transporting V-type ATPase complex; plasma membrane. Gene Ontology annotation, molecular function: proton-transporting ATPase activity, rotational mechanism; ATPase binding. Bases 108 to 2618 code for a protein of 836 amino acids. Gene Ontology annotation, biological process: vacuolar acidification; proton transmembrane transport. The record is from RefSeq and is a predicted model, not a curated record.